This is a messenger RNA of Seriola dumerili (greater amberjack), 3717 nucleotides long. It is a transcript of the gene morc3a, whose product is annotated as MORC family CW-type zinc finger 3. Gene Ontology annotation, molecular function: ATP hydrolysis activity; zinc ion binding. The coding region runs from base 215 to 3259 and encodes 1014 amino acids. Gene Ontology annotation, cellular component: PML body; nucleus. The record is from RefSeq and is a predicted model, not a curated record. Lineage: Eukaryota; Metazoa; Chordata; Actinopteri; Carangiformes; Carangidae. The transcript has 19 exons.
GGCACAAACAGACCGCGGUGUUCCUCUUAGUACGCUCUGUCCCAAGUUUCUUCAUACCAACUCCACCAGCCACACCGGGCCCUUUAGCGCCAUAGCUGAGCUCAUAGAAAAUGUUUUAUUUUUUCUUAAAGACAAUGCCUACGAUCCAGAUGUCAGUGCCAAACAGUUCUGGAUUGAUAAGACUGUGGUCAAAGAAGAACAGUGUCUCAGCUUUAUGGAUAAUGGAAAUGGACUGGACCAUGAAGCUAUGCACAAGAUGCUCAGUUUUGGGUACAGUGAUAAGACUGCUGUCAAUGGUCAAGCACCUAUAGGAAUCUAUGGCAACGGCUUCAAGUCUGGAUCCAUGCGUCUUGGGAAAGAUGCCAUCGUCUUUUCUAAGUCAAACAGCACUUCAUGUGUGGGGAUGCUCUCUCAGACCUACCUGGAAAAAAUCAACGCUAAGCAAAUAAUUGUACCAAUUGUCUGCUUUGAACCUACAAAAACAGGAAAGUUGUCUGUAAAAGAGGAGCACAAAACCUGUCUGCAGGACAUCCUCCUACAUUCCCCUUUCAAAUCACAGGCGGAGCUUCUCACUGAGCUCGAUGCCAUUACCCCGCCCUGGUCCACAGGAAAGACUGGCACGCGGAUCAUAAUCUGGAAUCUCCGCAGGACAUCUACCGAUACACUAGAGUUUGAUUUUGCGAAGGACCAUUAUGAUAUCCGAAUUCCAUCCGAUAUCUACGAAGCAAUGAGUGACACUACUCAACAGGUCACGUCAUACAUCCCUCAGAGUGUUUACUCACUGCGGGCAUAUUGCAGUGUUCUGUACCUGAAGCCGCGGAUGCAGAUCAUCAUACGUGGUCAAAAAGUGAAAUCGCAGCUCAUCGCUAAGAGUCUGGCCUCCGUCAGAAAGGACCACUACAAGCCCAUUUUCCUGACCAAACGCGUUCCUAUCAUUUUCGGGUAUAACACAAAAAGCAAAGAUCACUAUGGCAUUAUGAUGUAUCACAAGAAUCGGCUCAUCAAAGCCUACGAACGUGUGGGCUGCCAGCUUAAGGCCAACUUCCAAGGGGUUGGGGUCAUUGGGAUAAUAGAAUGUGACUUUUUGGAUCCUACCCACAACAAACAGAGCUUUAAUGAGACAGAUAAGUACAGGAAAACCAUGAACAGUUUGGGGAUCAAACUGGAGGAGUACUGGAAAGAAAUCCGCUACAGGUGGAGCAAAGACAAUCCAAACAGCACCACACCAGUGGAAGAUGCCAUGAAGCGACCAGAUCAAAACUGGGUGCAAUGUGAUGACUGUUUGCGCUGGCGUAAACUCCCCGAUGGGAUCGACUGCAGAAAGCUGCCAAAUAAAUGGUUCUGUCGGAUGAACCCUGAUCCUCAGUUCAGGAGCUGCCAAGUAGAGGAGGAGCCCGAGGACUCCGACGAUGAACGACCUUCAUACUGCAAGACCUAUAAACAACAAGAGAAGGAGGAUAAAAAACAGCAAAAGAAGAAAAAAGAAAAAGAUGAGGAGGAUCGAAGGCGUCAGGAAGAGCAGCGUCUGGCAAAUCUUGCCAGGCAAAAUGAGCUUCUUAAACGGAAUCAGGAAGACCUGAAACGGCAGCUGCAUCAAACAACUGUCCGCGUCCACUCUCCCGCCACUGUCCACUCCCCCGCCACUCCCACUACCCCAAGGAGUAGGUUAAACACUGAGUCCCGACAAGGGGGUGCUGCAAGGGCUGAAUCCUCUCCACUGAGGUCCUCCGCCAUUUCACAAGCUGCUUGCAGCCCCUCCAGUAGCAAUGGUCUUCCAGUUAUUUCUAAUGUAUGCUCUCUGGCAGCUGGCCCCGUGAGGGGGAAAAGGACACAGCCUGCUACCCCACAAAGAACGCCCAAAAGACCUCGAGUAAACGGCUUCCGCAGGCACGUCUCAGAUGCACCCUCAUCAGUGGAUGUGAGCCCGCUUCGCUCCCCAUCGCGUCAACCAGUGCCUGUAGUUGAUGGUGAUGACGAUGAUACUGAUGAUGACAUUGUCAUCUUGGAGAAUGCCAGUACGCCCAAGCCAAAAAAGCCAAGCUUUGAUGUGACUAAAGUGAAGAAAGAGAAAGAGACAAGUGAUGCUGCAAUGGACGUCGCCACAGCAGGACCAAGCAAUACAGGGUCAGCAGCUGUGGGAACCAGUCCAUCCCCAGCACCUCCUCCAGAGAUGACCAACACCACCACCCAAACGGAAGUACCCAAAGUGAAGGAGGAAGAGGAGAGCCAAAAUGAAACAGAAGGGAGGGAGAGUACAGAGCAGAGCACGUCUAACACGAAUGGUAACGAACAGAGUUCACAUGCAGACAUUGGUGUCUGCGACGUCAAGCAAAGAGUAAUUAAGCAGGAGAGCGAGGGAGACACUCAAAAUGGCACCUUGCAGAAGGAAGUGACACGUCAUCUGGAAAGUGACGAAGCUGCAGGACCGUCCCGAGUAGAUGCCUCUGAUAGACAAUACUCUCCACAUCACCACCCAAGUAUUACUGAGGUACAGGAACAGCAAGACCAGCUCCUGGAGCUCAUGCAGGCAACAGCUCAGGAGAGAGACCAGUUUAAAGAGCAGGUCGAUAAACUCACCUGUCAGCUGCAAGACAUGCAAAGCAGACUGUCUCAGAUUAAUGUAAAGAAGGAGUGCUCUCACCAGGCCAACCAGAUGGAGGAGACGGAGGAAACACAGGGGGGGCAUGACUACAAAAGUCUGUUUGAGAAGGCCAAACAGAAAGUCGAUGAAUUGAUUAAGGACAAAGAUGCUUUACUGGCAGCUGCUGAGACCAAGCACUGUAAUGGUCAUGGUUUGGAAAACGACCUUGAUGAUAUUGCGCUGCAAGUUGACUGUUUGAUCCGGGAAGUGGAUCAAAGAAACAAGGAGAACGAUGAACUGCGCUCACAGUUGGACAGUCUGACAGAGGAAAAGGCGAACCUUGCAGCCCAGUGUGAAGAGCUCAGGUUGAGCCUGGAGCAGCAGAGGGAAGAUGCGCAAGAAGGAGGCACAGCUGCACAAACAACAUCUGACUCUUCUGUACAAACAGACCCAGAGGAGGCAGAGGGGACAGCAGCAUCUGGUGCAGAGUCAAGCUCAGAUACAUUCAGAAGUUUGAUUGAGCUUCGACAGAACAUUGGUCGCCUUCUUAUCACCUACGUGCCUGCUCUGGACCUGGGCCAAGUGAAUUAUGAGUGUAAUGUAGUCGAUGAGAUCCUAGAACAGGUUCUCUCUACUGUGGAGUAUGUCGAAGCUGAUGGGCAGGGGGAUGAAGCAUGAAAGUAAUUAAAAAAUCAUCAACUCUUGAACAGAAGUAUUGCACUAUACCUGUAAAUAUUUAAUAUAAACUCAUGUGAGUGUGGGAAAUUAGUUCAUAUUUAUUAGAGGAUAUGUACAUGACAGGUUUUUAUAUUGAUGUACAGUAAAUACAAAAUGCUUUGAACUGCAUAGUUUGAUGUUAGGUUUUUGGGUAAAAAAAAUCAUCAGCGAAAUAUGAGAUCUCAUUGAUCUAUCCAUUGCAGUAUAGUAAAGUUACUAUAUGUCCUUGUGUUAAUGUCCUAACAAAAUGAAAAAAAUCCUGUUGCAGUUGUUUUGAAAAGAUCGUGGCUUUGCAUCUGAUUCUGUUGCACAAUGAGAGCUGAUUGAUUUCUCUUAGGUUUCUAUUAAAUCAUGUUUUGUAUAUAUUCUUUGUCAGAUAUGUUUUUGUAUUCCCUGUCUUUGCCCUGUGAUAAAAUGCU